Messenger RNA from Engraulis encrasicolus (European anchovy), 667 nucleotides. RefSeq names its product NADH:ubiquinone oxidoreductase subunit B8 (gene ndufb8). The record is from RefSeq and is a predicted model, not a curated record. Gene Ontology annotation, cellular component: mitochondrion. The transcript is spliced from 5 exons. The coding region runs from base 31 to 600 and encodes 189 amino acids. Gene Ontology annotation, biological process: mitochondrial electron transport, NADH to ubiquinone. NCBI's taxonomy places the organism in Eukaryota, Metazoa, Chordata, Actinopteri, Clupeiformes, Engraulidae.
AACUGUGUUCAGUGUCAGACAACAUUGAAGAUGGCGGCACUUGGAGUAGGGCGUUUGGCCCGAGCCCUGCGAAAGGCUGGAGGACAAGGACUGGUACACCGGGUUUUGGCUGCAAGAGCAGCUUCUGGAGUUACCAAGGAUAUGCUUCCUGGCUCAUUCCCUGAAACCCCAGACGAGAUAGCUAAAGCUGCUAAGAAGUACAACAUGACAGUACACGACUACAAGCCACAUCCGGAUGAUGGCAUGGGAUUUGGUGACUACCCCAACCUGCCUGCCCGGUCCCAGCAUGAGAGGGACCCCUGGUACCAGUGGGAUGACCCAGAGCUCAGGAAGAACUGGGGAGAGCCGAUGCACUGGGACUUCGACAUGUACAUAAGGAACCGUGUGGACACCUCGCCGGCCCCCAUGGACUGGAAGACCAUGACCGCCACCCUUGGAGGGUUCUUUGGCAUCAUGAUGUUGUUUUUCGUCUUGGGUGAAGUCUUCCCGUCAUACCAGCCCGUGGCACCUAAGCAGUAUCCAUUCAAUAACCUCCAUUUGGAGAGAGGAGGGGACCCAGACAAAAUGCCAGAAGAGGAGGCUAAGAACUAUAAAAUCUAAAGUGUUGUUGUAUAUUUGUUCUGUUUCUGUCAUCUUAUCUUAAUAAAGUGGUAACUUAAACCAUUUA